CCUCUGCCAUUCAGAGCUUCAGCUUCCUGCCGCUUCGAGCUUCCAACUCUUCACAACAACAAUGAGUGAGUCACUGGCCGUGUGCGAAGUGGACGAAGACCUGGUCAAAAAGCUGAAAAAGUUUCGCCUGCGCAAGGAGACCAACAACGCCGCCAUUGUCAUGAAGAUUGAUAAGGACAAACACCUAGUGAUUCUUGACGAAGAGCACGAGGAUAUUUCCCCCGACGACCUGAAGGACGAACUCCCGGAGAGACAGCCCAGAUUUGUGAUCUACAGUUAUAAAUACCAUCACGACGACGGACGCGUGUCCUACCCGCUCUGCUUCAUCUUCUCCAGCCCAGUGGGUUGCAGGCCUGAGCAGCAAAUGAUGUAUGCAGGAAGUAAAAACAAAUUGGUGCAAACGGCUGAAAUGACAAAGGUGUUUGAGAUCCGAAACACGGAGGACCUGACAGAGGAGUGGCUCCGAGAGAAACUGGCCUUCUUCCGCUAAAAGGAAGCCCGGAUUGUGCAGCGCAGAUGUUCUUGUGGGGCGAGGGGGAGAACAGCGCCGCUGUUCCCCUCUGCUGUUCUCUUCUUUAUGAAGCAGACCUGAUUUAAACGCCGUCGACUCCUUUCUGUCUCAUUUUAGGCUUCUCGCUGGCUGAAUCUAAAAUGGAAAAGGCGUUUGACGCAGGUCCGUCUGCCACCCCCACCUCUUUAAUCCAUGUUUUUGUGGUGUCCAUGUACCAGGUGUGUGUGUGUGUCGGUGUCGGUGUUGAAUUAACACUCAUGUCGUGCUCGAGUGGACCAAACUCAUACGCCGCUUCCUAACACUCAUUCUGGGAGCGGCUUUGUGCUCGUACAUGAAGUUGUUUACUUGUUUAUUCCUUUUGCCUUUUAUUAGUUUGACAUUUGGUGCGUUUUGAAUUGUGUGACAUUCUUUAAAGUACUCUACGGCUUUCUGGGUUUUUUUUUUUUCAAUUAUUAAACAAUCAUCCUGCCAGAACAGGAGUUGCAAUUAUACACAAUAGUCUGCAUUGGCUGUUAAUUUGAGGGCGUUUAAAUCAAUACAACGCUUAUUAGAUACGAAUAUUGGCUUUCCAACUGGAGGUGCAAGAUCAUUUAGCAGGUGUUUAUUGUUGAUCAUUUUUUGUUCAAAAAUCAAUCUAAAUGGACUUCAUUGAUCUUCAAAUGAGGGACUUGACUCCUAGCAGGCGAUACAGGAAACACGUUAAGUGUUGUUGGGAUGUCAGGUGUUCAUCUCACUGCAAAUUUGUUCCGUUCGUGGCUCUUCAAACGUCACUGUCCACAACACUGAUACAUGCCAAACGGGACCAUGUGACCAGUGAAUCUACUCCACAGCUUCUACUGUGUGUUAGUAGUAAUAAUAGUCAUAUUGAUGAAUGUCGUGACAGAUUCCGACGUCAAACCGCUUUGAGGUCAUCAUAUUAAGGCGGGAAAGAUGAGAAUGUGGAACGCUCCCGUAAUGGGUGGUGUGUCAGACUGUCAUGGAAAUCAGCCGGGGAAUGUUUUUAAAUGUUCUGAACUCCUUUGUCGACGCCCGUGUCGAGCGUAAUGCUGCCUGGAGGAGUUGACUUGGGGAUGGACAGCGCCUCUACUAGUUGGUGCCUGGUAGUGUACUUCACAAGGACGAUCAUGACUUUUACAGCCCAGCUUGUUUCCUAUUUCCAUGGCAAUGAAAACCAGCGACCGGCAUCCUCUCUAUUGAAUGUGCUUUUAUGCCAGAAUCUUUUUCUUUCUUUUUUUUUUUUUAAUUGCGACUGUGUCGGGUUGCCGUUCGCUCGUCUUCAGCUGGAAAUCAAACGUCCACUUGCGGUCAAGAUGCCACAUUUUUAAACAGGCAUACACCCACUGUAACAUUCAUACGACUAUCGUAUUUUCCCGACUGUAAAUACGCAUUUAUUUCACUAAAUUCGACACCAAGCACAGACGUUAAAUGUGUAACGACAAGUUGAACUACACAAUAGCACACACAACAACAGACUGAAUAGAGGUCCGCCAUGUUAACGUAACACCUCAGCACUUAUUCAGCUACACAAUAGCAUCAAGAACAUACCUGGGAGGCUAAAUAGCAACAAGCAAAUUACUGCUAAGCAUUACCGCUAUAUCCGAGCUCCCGAUCUCAUUCCAUACCGCUGAAUCCAUUGAAUUAGCCUAGAGCGCCCUCUCGUCGCGUAUAUUUUGUGUGUGUGUGUAUAUAUACAUACACACACAUUCACUUGUCACGUUCGGGCCUGGAGCCAAUUAAACGCGAUAAACAAUGGACAACUGAGUGUGUGUGUGUAUGUAUGUAUGUAUAUAUAUAUAUAUAUAUAUAUAUAUAUAUAUAUAUGUGUGUGUGUGUGUGUGUAUACAUACUGUAUAUGUGUGUGUAUGUAUACAUAUAUCUGUGUAUGUAUACAUAUAUAUAUGUGUAUGUAUACAUACAUACAUAUAUAUGUAUGUGUGUGUGUGUGUAUAUAUAUAUAUAUAUAUAUAU
Molecule: messenger RNA, 2479 nt
Organism: Dunckerocampus dactyliophorus (ringed pipefish)
Lineage: Eukaryota; Metazoa; Chordata; Actinopteri; Syngnathiformes; Syngnathidae
Gene: gmfb
Product: glia maturation factor, beta
Exons: 7
Coding region: 62-490 (142 amino acids)
Biological process (GO): negative regulation of Arp2/3 complex-mediated actin nucleation; actin filament debranching
Cellular component (GO): actin cortical patch
Molecular function (GO): Arp2/3 complex binding; actin binding
Source: RefSeq, a predicted model, not a curated record